CUAAUUGACCAGGGCCAGCAGACAGCUGACACCGGUUCACAGCAACAAGUGGUUCCUGCUGACAUGAAGUUAGGACCUGCAGAGGGACAACAAACAGGGUUCACGCUCCUGAAUGCUCGGCUGAAUUGAUCUGGAUUUUUUCCCCCACCAUUUAGCUGAAAUUUAAAAGGACUUGGUGCUCACAGUCUACUUCCUGCGACCACAGCCUGCUCCGUCAACUUCUCCACAUGCAUCAGAACAUCCCCAGGCAUGCCUUCACUCCCGUCCUGCACCAGUCCUCGAGCAUCCUGCCAAAUCCAGCAUUGAUGGGACCUCAGGACAGAAAUUUUAACACAAACCUGCCCGGACAAACAAUGAGGACUUUCUUUGCACCCAUCACAGCCUCGCACAGAGCAACAACUAGAUCCUCUAACUCAACAAUACGAGGGAGAUGGGGCGCACUGCACGUGUGUAUUGCGUGGAAAAUUUACCACCACAAACAACUCAAGAAAUUGCAACAAAUGCACAGCAGUCAACAGGAGCUGACACCUGAGUGUCCUGCUAGCAGUCCCUCUGCCUCUGUGCAACAAAAGGAACUACACCAGCCGUGUGCACACCCAUGUUCAGGUGGAAGUAAGAGUGAAACUACAAGCUGUGACUGUUCUGUCUCUGACCUUCAAACGCCUCCACCAGUGUCUACCCACAGCCGUGGGUACAGGGAGAAACUUGACUGUGAGAAGCAGGACCAGCACUCAACACCUGAUAAGAAAGAGAAACACCAGAUCCACCAAUCUAGCCCAACAAAGAAUUUACCUCAUAAAGAGAAGUUCAGGGAAUUAAUAGUCACUUCUGACCUUGAUGGCAGACACAGCGGAUCGCUCGACAGGAAGAGGCAGUUUGAGUGUGAAGGCAUCAACAAAGCAAAGAGAAUGAGGCACGAAAUGUCCAACAGUCCGUUUGGUUCUUCUCAGACUUUGCAGUAUUAUCCAUCUCCAUUCAUCACAACUUAUACACAUCCACCAGCACACAACAUGCACACUAACAUGAGUGAUUGCUCUUUCCUGUAUCCUAACAGCAUUAGAUUUAACGCGUCUUAUCCAGACACCAAGCCGCAUCCCUGCCAGACUUCUUCAUGGGAGACAAUGAGGGACACACACAGUUUCCAUUUUAGGAAACACACCCUUAAAGACUACUCACUGAAUACCUGCAAGGCAAUCAGGAAACCUCUUGUAGCAAGAGGUAUCACGUCACCUCUUUAUUUCCUUCGAGUGAGGGAGACACUUCUGUCGAGAGAAGUGUCAACACCGCUGCAGACGUCAGCGGCCUCAUACUGGCUCUGAUGCAGUAUUGGGACCCUGAGUCUCCAGAGUAGGCUCAGAAAGGGAGAGCUCACAUUCUCAAAUUUCAUCUCUCACUUCAGUUUUAUUUAUACAGAGCCAAAUAAAAACAGUCACCUCAAGGCACUAGGAAUCUCUGAGUAAUCAGCCAGAGUGGGAGAAAGGUAUUUAAAAAUAUAUAUUUACAGCACCUGUCUUGUGUUCACUGGUCAUUUAGGUUUCUGUGGUACUCCACACAGUGAGCAGCACUGAUUAUUUACACCUUAAAGUGUAAGCAGAUUCAUGUUCAUGUGCUUACUUUUUUUAAGUUGGGCUCAGGUUGGCCUCUAAAAAAAACCGGGAAAAAGAAAAACUGCUGAUUUAUGGAGUUUAUGGAGGUUCUGUCUGUAAGACUGUAUUUUGCACAUAAGCUUUGCGCUAAAUGCUAAAAGUGAGGAUGUAUGAAUAGAUGUGGAUUAACCCUCAUUAGCAUCUCUAAAACCACAAAGCCACAAAAAGACACAAAAACAUGGCACGAUCUUUUCUUGUUUCAAAAAUGUA
Pundamilia nyererei is the source of this 1856-nucleotide messenger RNA. RefSeq lists its product as uncharacterized. The record is from RefSeq and is a predicted model, not a curated record. The transcript is spliced from 6 exons. Bases 228 to 1319 code for a protein of 363 amino acids. NCBI's taxonomy places the organism in Eukaryota, Metazoa, Chordata, Actinopteri, Cichliformes, Cichlidae.